Messenger RNA from Bombina bombina (fire-bellied toad), 2870 nucleotides. It is a transcript of the gene PPP6C, whose product is annotated as protein phosphatase 6 catalytic subunit. The transcript is spliced from 7 exons. Gene Ontology annotation, biological process: G1/S transition of mitotic cell cycle; peptidyl-serine dephosphorylation. The record is from RefSeq and is a predicted model, not a curated record. Gene Ontology annotation, cellular component: cytoplasm. NCBI's taxonomy places the organism in Eukaryota, Metazoa, Chordata, Amphibia, Anura, Bombinatoridae. Gene Ontology annotation, molecular function: protein serine/threonine phosphatase activity. Bases 83 to 1000 code for a protein of 305 amino acids.
UAUAGCCUAAGGAAGUGAGGCCGCCUGCUGGUAGGCGGAAGUGACGUUUGCCCGGUGCCUACUAUCCGAGCCGUUGCACAAGAUGGCGCCUCUGGACCUGGAUAAAUAUGUGGAGAUCGCGCGGCAGUGCAAGUACCUCCCAGAAAACGACCUCAAGAGAUUGUGCGAUUACGUCUGCGAUCUUCUGCUGGAGGAAUCAAAUGUACAGCCAGUAUCUACACCGGUCACUGUGUGUGGGGAUAUACAUGGACAGUUCUAUGAUCUGUGUGAGCUCUUCAGGACAGGUGGUCAGGUCCCUGAUACCAACUACAUAUUUAUGGGGGAUUUUGUAGACAGAGGGUAUUACAGCCUGGAGACGUUCACCUAUCUCCUCGCCCUGAAAGCCAAGUGGCCUGACCGCAUUACUCUGUUGCGAGGGAACCACGAGAGCAGACAGAUUACUCAAGUGUACGGAUUUUAUGAUGAGUGCCAAACAAAGUACGGAAAUGCCAAUGCUUGGCGGUACUGUACCAAAGUGUUCGAUAUGCUGACAGUGGCAGCUCUGAUAGAUGAGCAGAUACUGUGUGUUCACGGUGGACUCUCGCCUGAUAUAAAGACACUGGACCAAAUCAGAACCAUAGAACGUAACCAGGAAAUCCCCCAUAAAGGAGCAUUCUGUGAUCUGGUGUGGUCAGACCCAGAAGAUGUGGACACUUGGGCAAUCAGCCCCAGAGGGGCGGGCUGGCUUUUUGGCGCAAAGGUUACCAAUGAGUUUGUUCAUAUCAACAACCUAAAGCUGAUUUGCCGGGCGCACCAGCUGGUGCAUGAAGGCUACAAAUUCAUGUUUGAUGAAAAACUUGUGACGGUCUGGUCCGCUCCAAACUACUGCUACCGAUGCGGUAACAUUGCCUCCAUCAUGGUCUUCAAAGAUGUGAACACCCGAGAACCAAAACUGUUUCGAGCGGUUCCUGAUUCAGAGCGUGUUAUCCCCCCCAGAACCACUACGCCGUACUUCCUCUGAAGUCCCCCCCACCCUUCUAUAUUGUACUGUGCUCUUUCAUUUUUCUUUUUUAAGCACUUUGCUGCUGAAAUGCUGCAUCUUGCCUUUUUUUGUUUCUUUUUAAAUUAUCAAAUAUAUAUAUAUAUAUAUUCUAUUCUUUAUUGACCAUUAUAUUUCCAGAGACGUCUGCCAUAUACCUUUUUAUGCUGGAAUGUUUUGCAGACACCUGAAAUUAGAAAAAGAGAAGAAAAAAAAAGGAUAAAUAUAUUGUUCUAGUUAUAAUUGUGGAUUAUUUCCCCACAACCAGUAUCAUAGGCAUUAAAAAAAAAAUGUCAUAGUGACAAAUGAAAUUUGCCAUAUGAAUUAAAGGGCAUUUUUGCUUUUUAAUAUCCAUAAUUAACCCUUUGUUGCCAGAGAGAAUUGCACAUUGCUUAGCAUUGCAUUGCAUUCCUGACAGGAAGACAAAGGAUUAUUACAGUAGGGAAUGUAAUGUGUGUGUGUGUAUAGACAAUAACAUUGUUUCGUUUUCUGUUUUUUUAUUUUCUUUUUUUAUUUAUUUUUUAUAUAUUUCAACUCCCUUUCAUAGUUUCUUUUCCAUCUGUAACAUGCUAAUUUGCCAAGAGUGUAAACACUGGUCUGCACAUUUCACAAGUUGGUGAAGCUUCUGCUUGAUAUGGCUGCAGCACUUGGCAUGCUACAUUUGGUGUGGUUGUUAAAACAUAAGAAAAUAAUUGAUAGUUUUUUAAAGUUAUGUGUUUUUAAAAUUGUCUGUACACAUUUUUUCGUUCUCACACAGGCCUUUGGCAGUUUUAAUGUAUCGUAAAAGGCUGGUCUGUGUUAUCCAAGAGCCCUUUUAACCAAACAGCAGCUUAUUAGAGGGUUUAUUAGUCUACACCCCCUGGUUUAGAUUGGUGGUCAGAAGCCUGUUGUGAUAAUGGCAUCCUUUUGGUGAGUUUGGGAUCAAAUCUGGUCACCAAAUACUACCACUACCUGGAUACGAGGGAAGGGUUAUUUCCACGAUCAACUGCUGGUUUUAUAACUUUAAUUCUCAAAUAAUCCCAGCCAUGAGAUUUUAUACAGAUUUGUGUGUAUAUAUAGAUUCCUUCUUCACAAGACUGAAGUUUGCCGCCUUUGAUAGUAAUUUCCCAAUUCCCUUUUCAGUUUUUACACCUUGUCAUAUGAAAAUUAAGCAAGAAUUUCUCAUCUGCUUACCUUAAAGGGAUAUGAAACCCAAUUUUUUCCUUUCAUGAUUCAGCUAGAGCUUGCAACUUUAACCAACUUCCUUAUUUACCUAUCAAAUUUUCUUCGUUCUUUUGGUAUAUUUUGUUAAAAAGCAGGGACAUAUGCUUAGGUGCCGGCCUAUUUCUGGAGCACUAGAUAGCAGCACUGUUUCCUGCUAUGUAGCGCUCCAGAUGUCUACCUAGGGAUCUCUUUUACACAGAAUAUCAUGGGUACGAAGCAAAUUUGAUAAUAGAAGUUAAUUUUUUUUUUUUAUGCUAUGCUUUGUCUGAAUCACAAAAUAUUUUUUUGGGUUUCAUAUCCCUUUAAAACCUAGGCUUUCAUAUUUUAUGGUCUGGUAGGACAAGAAUUCAGCAGCAAAGUAAUUACAGUGCAGAUUGUAAAUGCCUUCUGUUGUGAGUGUUAAAUCUCAAUUACCCUACGUACAAUAUUGUUAUAAAGCAAAUUUAUGAAUGCAAAAAUAUAAUGAAAAAUAUCAAGAGCUGCACUUUUUUUUUUUAAUAUAGUUAAUUUGUGGGAAAAAUGCAGCUUUUGAAUUUGUACAUUGAAAAAAUAAUUGUACUGAUCUUAGUUUUUCCCUUCAAGAUAUCUUGUAUUUUAAUAAAGUAAUUUAAAAAAACAAAACAAAUUACAGGUUAAAUAUUGGGAACAA